This is a messenger RNA of Prorocentrum cordatum, 1388 nucleotides long. The record is from the annotation of a GenBank genome assembly. Lineage: Eukaryota; Dinophyceae; Prorocentrales; Prorocentraceae.
GGGAGCGCGCGCGUGCGCGCGCGGGAGCCGCGCCGCCGCGCCCCCCGUGCGCCCGCUGCUGCCGCGGGGCGCCGGGCGCCGCCACGAUGGCGGAGGCGGAGGCGGAGGGCGCCCCCGCCGACGCGGGGCUCGGGCUCGGCUCGCUGGCGCAGCGCUUUGAGAAGGACGGCAUCGACACCGCCUUUCUCGAAGAGCCCUUCCUCGAGGAGUCGGAGCUGGGCGAUGGUGAGUCCCUGCGCGCAAGGCUGGUGACGCUCUCGCCAGACGACCGCAGGAAGUUCUUGAAGACCGUUGACCAGCACGGCCGCACUGGGCUCAUCAUCGCCGCUCGGCGCGGCGACGCGGACCUCACCGCCGUCUUGCUGGACGCCGGGGCCAACCCCAACGAGUGCGACGCCUCGGGCUCCACCGCCCUGCACUACGCGGGCGGCCGGGGGUCGGCGGCGGUGGUGGAGGCGCUGCUGAACGCCAGGGCGGACAUCGAGAAGAAGGACGACCAGGGCGAGACGCCCCUGCUGUGGGCCGGCAGCGUCCGUGCGCUCGGCCUCCUGCUGCGGGCCGGCGCGGACGCGCACGCCCGGGGCUGCCGCGGCAGGACGGCGCUGAUGCUGGCCAGCGCCAGGGGCGACGCGGACAGCGUGGAGCUGCUCGCGCAGCAGGCGGGCACGGAUCUGGACCUGUGCGACGAUUCUGGCACCUCAGCGCACGCUACGGCCGUCACUGCGGGCCACAGCGCGGUGGCAGACCUGCUCGUGAGAUUGGGGGCCGCCGCCACGCCGCAACUGGCCCCGAGGAUCGCGGCUCGCGAGGAUGCGCUCCACGAGGCGGCCAGAAGUGGCGACGCCGGUGCGUGCAGAAGCUUCCUGGCGGGCGGUGACGUCGCCGUGGACCACGAGGUCGCGGGCGAGACCGCGCUGCUGCUGGCGGCCGGCUGCGGAUCCGCGGCGGCGGUGGAGGUGCUCCUGCAGCACCGCGCGGACCCCAACCGUGCGGACGGCUUCCUGCAGGAGACCCCGCUGAUGCGCGCCGUGCUGGGCGGCUGCGCCCAGGAGGUCCUCUGGCUGCUCCUCGAGGCGCGCGCGGACCCGUCCCUCGGGGACCUGUCCGGCAGGACGCCGCUGGACGCCGCGGUGGCGUGGAAGAGCCACGCCGGCGCCAAGAUCCUGCAGGCCGCCGCCGCGGGGCAGCUCGACUUCUCGAACCUGGACUGACGCGUGCCGGGCCGUCGGGCGGCCGCGCGACAAAAAAACGGCGCCCGCGGGGGAGUCGCCUCAGGACGGCCGGCGGUGAGGAAGCGGCUGGGAGUCCGGGUAGGUCAAGCAGUGGCGAAGCGUCUUGGCGUGCUUAUGGGCCUACCAAACAGUGUUCUAAGAACCUUGUGCGGUUUC